AUGAGACAACGACCACAGGCGUCCACAGCUGCAAAGGCCCUGGUACAGUACCGGAGUGAGGCGCAGAACCAGUCCGGAGAGCUGAAGGCGCGGGCGAAGGCACAGCAGGGGCCACCCGCGACGCCUGAGAGGACAACGUCCAGGCCCACGUCGCCUUCUCCGAAACCAAAGGCAGCCAAGGCGGCAGGCGGCGAGCGCUCGCCGCCCUCACCAAAACCCAAGGCAGAAGGCAAGGCGGAAGCAAAGCGGCCGCCGCCCUCACCCAAGCCAAAGGCGGAAGCAAAGGCGAAGCCUGGCAGUGUGGGGAGAAGGCCUGGGGCAAAGAGCCUGGGAAAGGCGGAAGCUGCAGAAGACGAGCAGCCGUCGCGGGCACCGAGCUCAGAUCGGAGUAGAACAGGGUCGCCGCCCUCUCCGCCCAAGGCGAAGGCCAAGGCAGGAACACCCGAUUCGAAGAGGGCCCAGCUCGCGCCACCCAAGGCGAAGGCCUCCUCACGCGAGGCCAGCCCGCACGGGCGUUCCGCGCCCAAGGCUGCCCCCGAUGCAAAGGCUGCGAAGGUGGCUUCGCCAGCCAAGCCCAAGGUGCCCUCGAGUGCAAGGCCGGAUGCUGCUGCCAAGUCGAAGGCCGCUGCCCAGUCGCCGCGGUCUCCACCGGCGAAGAGCAAGGCCGGUGCUGAUGCACCGCCGUCGGAUCAGCCGGAAGACAACCGGGCAAAAGCUAAAGCGCCUGUGCCGCGGCAGAAGGAGGGCGCAACCCUUGCUAGGCCGAAAGAAAGCAUUCCAAAGGCUGCAAAGGCUGCAGGUCAGCGGCAGGUACGGGUGACCUCCAGACUUUCCACAGAUUCCGAAGGUCCUCACGAAGCCACGGCCACGCCUGCUGCACCCGCGGACGCACCCGACAUGGAGGAAGGUGAGAGCAUGGAGCUUGAGGAGGAUGUCCGCCCGGAAACCUCGAGUCGCAUGCGGCCUCCUCGGAAGCGAGACUCGCAGGGCAUGGUGACGCUGCGCGAGGGUGAGCUCGAAAGCAUCUCAAGCAUUGUGCCAACGGGACCCGAGGAGCAGGAGGGCAUGGAGGACCCGUCGGCCCAGCCUUGGCAGAAUCGCUGGCGUCGGCAAUCGUCUCCUCAGGCCGAGGGCGAGGAGACCCUGGAGGCAUCCACCUCCGACUCGGUGCGCCCCAGUGGCAUGGUCACAUUCAAGACUUUCGAGUCCGAGGAUGAGCAGCCCUCCAUUUGCCGCCGGGAUACAGCAGACUCUGCGGAUGCAGCGUUCGCACCGGUCGUCAGCGAAAGGUCCCACAUGUCUCAAGCGAGCCUCGGCAGUGUGGACCAAGGCUCUCAGUCGAGAAGAGCCAGUAAGGAGCUUGCUUCGGAGGCCAAGCUCGUGAGCAUCACAGACAGCCGGGAGGACAUCCCCGUGCUUCCAGCCCCAGUGGAGUCCAGGAGGCGCACCGUCGUAGCGCGCGAGUUUCUGCCGCCGCCAACCGACACACAGCUCGAGGACCCUUCGCUUAACCAGAAGUCCCGUGAGGCAGAGGUGCAGAAGGUGCCUUCGGAGCAGCCAGCAAGGCGUCCUAGCCAGGAGGAGAAGCCGCCAAGGGUGGACCCCAUGCCAGACAAGCCAGCAGAGGAGGACAGUGAGGAGCACUUGGUCUUACCCGAGCCGACAGAUGCGAACGCUCCUGUGGAGGACGUGAAGGACCGGUCACUACGAGAUCUCCCGCCACCGGAGCUCCCGAAACAGCCGAUUCCCGCCGAGGACCGUGCUUCCCAUCGUUCCGAUUCCCCGCGCAAUCGCGUGCGUGUCAAGAGUCGAUCGAGCUUCCCUGAGGGACAGCAGAGGCCGAUCCGCGCCGAUGGUCUGCAGGAGUUAUUGCAGGAGGUUUACGACAAGUUCCGGAGCUGCUCAGCUCAUCUGCGCCAGAGCGGCAGCCGGCAGGUGUCGCCCUCCGGAGAGCAUGUCGCAGGUUCUGAGGACACGGACCUGGCCGAUACGUGGCAGGAAGUGGAGUGGUUGCGUCAAGCAGUGGUUGGAAUGCACAGCCACUUGCUGCUGGCGCAGAAGCGGCAGCACGCUCUGGAGAAGAAGUGCAAGGACUUCCAGGAUCGAAUCUCCGAAGUCCGGCACGGCGUCAAUGGAGGCGAAGCAGAAGACGCCGCUGCGACCGUCUCUGCACCCACAGAGCGGCGUAAGCCGGAGAUUCUGGUUCAGCAGCAGGAGCAGCCCACUCUGACCACCAGCACUGUUGUCGGCUACGACGCGCCUGCAAGGCCGCUGCAGUACCUCCAGGCUCCGAGCCAGGUGAGUCCGCCAAUGUCCGCGCCAUUGCAGGCAUCUGGCAUGCGUUGGGUGGUCGAAUCACCGCGUGCUGCCAUGCCCCGCUCAGCCGCCUCAACACCGCCAGUCUCGGCAAGGACGCGCGUGAUCGUCGAGCAGUCCACGCUGGCGCGGCCGCAUGAGGGCCAGGGCCUGCGAGCGACACCUCCGCACCAGCUCAGAAGUCCGGCUUCCAAUGCUGCCAUAUAUGCAAUGCCGACAGCAUUGCCUGGGCAGGCGACGCCGCCUCGGCCUCGCCUUCAACAGGCUCCGCUGGCUGCGACGGCGACGCCGCCGACGCCGACGGCCCCUGUGUACAUGGCUCCAGUGGCUUCAAUGGCUCCCAUGGCUCCAAUGGCUCCCAUGGCUCCAAGACCGGAGAUGUCGGCAACGCCGCCGCACCCUUACGUGCGCUCGGCGUGCUCCCCACCAGCUACACCUCCGCGUGGCCGGUCGGAAGCGAAGUGGGUCAGAAGCGGGCAGGCUACGAUGGUUCCUGCACUGGCGGCGAAUCCCGCUGACUACUUGUCUCGGUCGCUAACGCCCACCCGCAGCGCUCCAGUGUCGCUUCCAGUUCAGGUGGAUCCCCUCGCCUCACCGCGGGCAGUCUCCGCAUCCCCGGCAAAGGGCGUCAGGGCGUGGCUAUCGCCUUCUACCCAAAGCACAGGCCUGCUCUAUGGUUCUGGGUCCAUUUCUACCUUCGCAACGCAACUCAGUCAAGUUCCUGAUUGGGUGCCGGCGCUUCCGGCUCCUCCUCCCAUUGUCAACGUGCAGCCCAGGUUUGCCAUGCCUGCAAACCCAUUCCUGAGCCAGUCCCUACCCUGA
Symbiodinium natans is the source of this 3138-nucleotide messenger RNA. NCBI's taxonomy places the organism in Eukaryota, Dinophyceae, Suessiales, Symbiodiniaceae. The record is from the annotation of a GenBank genome assembly.